AUAACCCACUUUUCAGAGGGUAUAAAACAGUCUCUCUGUCCUCUGUCACAUCCACUGCUUUGUUCACAGACCUUUCAUUUCUAUCUCCAACACCGAGUCCCUUCAAGCAGCAACCAUGACCCAGCUAGAGACCGCCAUGGCCAUCCUCAUGAAGACUUUUGAUACGUAUGCCGGUGCAGAGGGUAACAAAAACUCCCUGAGCAAAGCCGAGGUCAAGACUUUGCUGGAGAAGGAGUUGCCUGGACUGCUUAAGGCAGCGAAGAACCAAGCAGAGGUGGAUAAGCUGCUGAAGAGUCUGGAUGUCAACGGUGACGCUGAGGUGGACUUCAGUGAGUUCGUGGUGCUGGUAGCUUCUAUAACCUGUGCCUGCCAUGACCGCUGUCUCAAGAAGUAAAUGGGAUGACAGAAGAACGCCAACAAUGACAUGUAACCCUGUAACUGAUGUUUAAUGUAAUGAUUAAAUAAAAAGGUUUACCAGACGGAA
Molecule: messenger RNA, 484 nt
Organism: Sphaeramia orbicularis (orbiculate cardinalfish)
Lineage: Eukaryota; Metazoa; Chordata; Actinopteri; Kurtiformes; Apogonidae
Product: protein S100-P-like
Exons: 2
Coding region: 116-394 (92 amino acids)
Biological process (GO): endothelial cell migration
Cellular component (GO): cytoplasm; extracellular exosome
Molecular function (GO): calcium-dependent protein binding; transition metal ion binding; calcium ion binding
Source: RefSeq, a predicted model, not a curated record